AUGCUCACCCGCAGUGCCCGGGCUAAACGGGAAGACCUCGAGCAGGCUGGGCCCAUGCACGCCGCCAAGAGGCGUCGCAUCAGCAAGAAGAGCCUCGCCUUCGAGUUGCGACUGGCGCAGUGGGGCGAGAAAUGCAUAGCAUUUCAAUCCUCUGGCAAGAAGUGGGGGCCCAGGCAGGCCUGCUGUCCCGCCAGCUUAUUUCUGUGGCAGGAGCCUGCAAAUCAACAAGCGAGGCCGUGCGUGGAGCUCCUGAGCCAAGAGGAGUUGAGUGAGCUGCAGGACUUCUACCGAAAGAACCCAAAUCAUGCCUUCUUCAAUACAGAUUCCACCGCCGGCUGCGUCCCAGAGCGUGGCGAGAAGCCUGCCGAGCCACCGAGCCGAGCUGGGCCGCGAGCCGAGGAAGGCCAGAUCGUCACGAAGUUCUUCCGCUCACUAGAGCGCCAGAGCGGCAUCCAGAAAAUCUACUGGCAGAGAGCAACGGCAAGCUGGCGUGUCCGUUGGGAGGUAUCAGGCAAGCAAAAGAACCUAACGUUUCCCAUCUCCAAGCACAUGAAGCUCGGGCUCGUAGAGGCCGAGGCCGUGGAGGCCGCCCUCGAUGAGGCCAAGGCUUUCCGCGAGGAGCUCGUGCGCCAGGGGAAGCUCAGGCCUUUGACGGCAAAAGCAUCUGGCUCCAGGCUGAGGGGCGUUGUCUACAAUAAAAGAAGAGGGCGCUAUCAUGUACAGCUCCGGGACCCUUCCACUAGCAAGAAGGUUUACGGUGGCGUUUUCAAGGUGAAGGAGGAGGCGGAGGCCAAGGCUCGGGAGCUGGCCAGGGAGUUGGGGCUGCAGGAGGUGGUGGUGCCGGUGAAACCGCUCUCAGAGCUCCUGCACUUCGAGCCCCUCGGGCCGCAGAAGGGGAUUAAGUGGAACCGCUGCGAGCAGGGCUGGCAUGCCCAAUGUGGGGUCAGGAAUCAACAAGCACAUGACGUUUCGCCCCAAGGAUUUCUCGGCGAAGGAGGUGGGGAAGUCCUGGAAGCAGGCCGUGGCUUGGCGCAAGCAGAAGGAGAAGGAGAGGGAGCACUGCAGAGCAGGAACUUAGGCAAGUUAUUUGUAAGCUUCGUUUCAGCCGAGCUGGACUUUGCAGAGACUAGGAUGAGCCAUCUACGAACAGUGCUGCUUCAGACUGGAAUCCUCUUGCGCGGCUUGCCUCCACUUUUGCAGCUCCCGAUUUGCUGUGUGUGCUGCCUCAUUAAACCCUAUAAACCCUAA
Messenger RNA from Symbiodinium sp. CCMP2456, 1248 nucleotides. Lineage: Eukaryota; Dinophyceae; Suessiales; Symbiodiniaceae. The record is from the annotation of a GenBank genome assembly.